Messenger RNA from Pistacia vera, 1868 nucleotides. RefSeq names its product cytochrome P450 709B2-like. The coding region runs from base 118 to 1677 and encodes 519 amino acids. Gene Ontology annotation, molecular function: heme binding; oxidoreductase activity, acting on paired donors, with incorporation or reduction of molecular oxygen; monooxygenase activity. Lineage: Eukaryota; Viridiplantae; Streptophyta; Magnoliopsida; Sapindales; Anacardiaceae. The transcript has 5 exons. The record is from RefSeq and is a predicted model, not a curated record.
CACGGGCAUGCAUGCAUAAAUACCCCCAUCAUAUCUUCCUAAUUUGUAUAGCAAAGCUGCAUACUUUCAGUUUCAGUUAUAAACCCCAGAAACACAGCACAAGUAGAGAUAUAUAAAAUGGAUUAUCUUGGUAUGAUACUAGUCACUUUCAUAGUUAUUGUUAUGACUAAAAUUUUUCAAGCAUGGACGAUGAUCGUCUGGAGGCCUUAUUUGGUGACCAAAAGAUUUCGACAACAAGGAGUUAUGGGACCUCGUUAUUCGCUUCUUUCAGGCUCUCUUGAUGAAAUCAAGAAGCUGAGAAAGGUUGCACUGGAAACAGUUUUAGAUGUCAAAUCACACGAUAUUACCGAGAGGAUUGUCCCGCACUGUAACAUUUGGUCGUCAUCAUAUGGAGAGACGUUUCUAUAUUGGUAUGGAAUCCAGCCAAGGCUUUUCAUUUCAGACCCCAGAGUGGCCAAACAUGUACUAUCAGACAAGCUGGGUUUCUAUGAGAAACCAAGAGCAAGGCCUUCCGCAGAAAAACUAGCCGGCCGGAGAGGACUGGCUUUAAUCAAUGGAUUAGAUUGGGUCAGGCACAGAAAGAUAGUCAAUCCUGCCUUCACCAUUGACAAGCUCAAGCUCAUGAUAAAGGGAAUGGCAUCAUGUACCAUAUCCAUGCUUGACAAUUGGAAAAAUCAGACUACCAAAACUAGUCAAAAGAUUGAGAUAUAUGAGGAGCUCAAAAGGUUACUUGCUGAUAUAAUUGCCCACACGGCCUUUGGAAGUAGCUUUGCGGAAGGGCAGGAGGCCUUCAAGGCUCAAAUUGAGCUUCAACAGUUCUGUGCGGCUUCAAGUGCUGACAUUUUCAUUCCUGGCAGCCAAUAUCUGCCCACCCCGUUCAAUAUUCAGGUAUGGAAGCUUGAUAAGAAGGUGAAAAGCACACUAAGAAACAUCAUAGAGAGUAGAUUGAAUACUCCUAAAGAUACCAAAACUUCAGGUGGAUACGGAGAUGAUCUAAUUGGUGUGAUGAUUGAAAACUCAGAAAUGGUUGAUCAAAGUGGAUCUGGUCCCAAAUUAAACAUGGAUGAGAUUGUGGAGGAAUGCAAAACAUUCUUCUUCGCAGGCCACGAAACCACAGCCAAUUGCUUAACUUGGACCGUCUUCUUGUUGAGUGUACAUCAAGAAUGGCAGACAAAACUCAGAGAAGAAAUAUUAAAUGAAUGCGGGAUGGAGAUCCCUGAUGCGGAUAUGUUAGCCAAGUUAAAAUUGGUGAACAUGGUUUUGCUGGAGUCUUUGAGGCUUUAUUGCCCAGUAAUAAGGGUGUUCAGACAGGCAACAAAGGAUACGAAGAUUGGGAAUUUAAUGAUUCCAAAAGAUACAUGUAUUGAAAUACCUAUGGUGAAGAUUCACAGGAGUAAAAAAUAUUGGGGAGAAGAUGCAAAUGAAUUCAAUCCACUCAGAUUUAUUAAUGGGAUCUCCAAAGCUACAGAAUACCCAAAUGCUAUGCUUGCUUUUGGAAUGGGUCCAAGAGUUUGUAUUGGUCAGAACUUCGCAAUGCUGGCAACGAAAACGGCAAUUGCAUUGAUACUCCAAAAGUUUUCCUUUUCGCUCUCCCCAGAGUAUAAACACACACCGAUGGACGGCCUUAUUCUUCAACCACAAUAUGGCCUACCCGUUAUUGUAAAACCUUUGUGCUAAUUGUAUGUCACACACAAGAUGCUUAUGUUGUGGACACUCGGUUAUUGGCUGGAGAUAGCCAAAUCUCUGCCGUUAGUUGUUGAUUAAGAAUUGCUCUGAUUGUUAGUCUUGCUCUUACAAUGGACUUUGCAAUGUUGCUUAUUAUGUAAAUAAAGGACAAUUGUUGCUCUUAUGGCAACAAGUAAAUAAAA